AUUCAAACGGUAUGGACGCGACUGUAUUCCGAGCGGCCGCCCGACAAAUCGCUGACUAUAUUGUAGAUUAUAUCGAGAAUAUUCGUGAAAGACCUGUAUUUCCGUCAGUAAAACCCGGAUAUAUCAAGCAAUACAUACCCUCAACAGCCCCUCAGAAUGGGGAGCCAUGGAGUGCUAUAUUCGCUGAUAUCGACAGAGUUAUAAUGCCAGGAAUAACACACUGGCAGUCACCAAACUUUCACGCAUACUUCAUGACAGCCCAGUCCUAUCCAUCGGUUAUUGCGGAUAUGCUGUCAAGUGGUUUGGGUGUCCUGGGAUUUUCAUGGAUCGCGAGCCCCGCGUGUACUGAACUGGAGAUGCAAAUGAUGGACUGGUUGGCCAAAAUGCUAACACUGCCCAACCAUUUCAUGUUUAGCAACGGCGGCAAAGGGGGCGGUGUUAUAAUGAACAGUGCGAGUGAGGCAACCCUUAUCACACUAUUGGGCGCUAGAAGUAAAGUAUUGGCCGAACAUGGUAAUGAUAAAACGUUGAUAACUAAAUUAGUGGCCUAUGCCUCGGAUCAGUCGCACUCCAGUGUCGAGAGGGCCGCACUGUUAGGCGCCGUUCAGAUGAAACUAUUGCCGACCAUAGCCUCAGACAAUCAUAGCCUUAGAGGAGAUGUUUUGAGGGAACAGAUUAAGAAAGACAGAGCUAAUGGAUUGAUACCAUUCUUCGUUGUGGCAACGCUGGGCACCACUGGUAUAUUGGCAUUCGAUAACAUUACAGAAGUGGGCAAAGUUUGCUCUGAAGAGAAUGUAUGGCUACAUAUAGACGCCGCGUACGCCGGGUCUGCAUAUAUUUGCCCCGAAUUUAGGCAUCAUUUAAACGGAAUUGAAUACGUCUCAUCAUUCAAUAUGAAUCCCUAUAAAUGGCUAUUAAUAAGUUUUGACUGUUCAGCACUUUGGCUCAAAAACAGGGAUUAUAUUGUGGACGCGUUUAAUGUAAAUCCCGUAUAUUUACAACACAUUCACCAAGGACAUAUGCCAGAUUUCAGGGACUGGCAAAUAUCCCUGGCAAGUCCAUUCCGUUCACUCAAAAUGUGGUUUGUUUUCAGAAGUUAUGGCAUAAAAGGGCUGCAAAAUCAUAUCAGAAAACAAGUGGGUUUAGCUAAAUAUUUCCAGUCAUUGUUGCUUAAAGACGAUCGCUUUGAGUUGUCGGCACCGGUAGAGAUGAAUUUGGUUUGCUUUCGACUAAAGGGAACGGAUGCCUUGAACGAGAAGUUUGUGAAACUUAUAAAUGACGGCAAAGCUAUUCAUUUGACACCGACUCGAGUCGGCGGACAGUUUAUCAUACGGUUUAUGGUCAGCGCCCGGACUAUAGAGGUUAGGGAUAUCGACUUCGCGUGGAAUGAGUUCCAGAGACAGGCGCUCAUCGCUCUAACCCUA
Messenger RNA from Medioppia subpectinata, 1424 nucleotides. NCBI's taxonomy places the organism in Eukaryota, Metazoa, Arthropoda, Arachnida, Sarcoptiformes, Oppiidae. The record is from the annotation of a GenBank genome assembly.